GAGAGCAAGAAGCAAAAAAGAGUACCCGAACGGGAGCAACCACAUGAAACAACUUGUCUGAGCCAGUGGCUGUACACGUGGCAUGACUUUAGAUCCACUCGUGAUAUGACCUUCACCUCCUCCCCACCGUCGACGAUGCUGUGCGCAACAACCGACCACAGCUUCUUCAGCUCCCCUCCGCGGCACGCUACCCACACUCUCCCCUGCCCACCGCACGUCAGGACACGCGUAGUCAAGCGAGUCGUCGCCAGCCCCACACCCUCGACCUCCAGCCCGGCGCGUGCGUCCAAGUCGACCCCGGCGUCCCCCCUCUCCACGCCCCCCACCUCGUCCCCCAUCUCGAGCCCCACGCGCAAACGCAAGUCCCCGGCCGCGGACGCCGCCGCCGCGCCGGACGCCCCCCUAGGCGCACACGCAGAACCCGCCGCCGUGCCGCGGCAGGUCAAAAAGCUGCGCGGCGACAAAGAAAAACCGCGCAGGCGCGCCGUGCCGUCCGCCAAGGCCGCACGACGCGCCGCGAGCGAGAACACGUCCGCGCGCUCGACGCCGGAGCCCAUCUACCGCAGCGCGCGGUCGCGCUCGGGGUCGUACUUCUCCGUCGAGACCGGGCUGGCGCCGCAGCGGCGGUCGUGGAGCGCCGAGGCGGAUGCGGGGGACGACCCGCACCAUUUCAGCUCAGAGGACGCGGUUGCGCUGCUCCUGCGGACCUACUGUGGAUACUUUAAGAACCCUGACGAUCUGGCUGACACCUCGUUCAAGCCACAUCCGACCAACUACCCUGUGGUUGAGCUUGAGUACCCGAACUCGAAUGCCGCAGAAAGGUCCAGUAUGCUGCAGUCCAUGCACAAGGACCAUUAUAAUCCUAUCAUGGAUGUCGAGCAGUCGUUAUAUAUGAUAGUUGACCGCUACCUGACGCCUUCCCAGCAGAAGCUCUUUGGGCCAGUCCCAAAAGGUAGCCACUUCACCUGGGAAGAAUCACCCUCGCCGAUCCCCUCUACAUCGUCAGACGUAUCUGACGACGAGGACCACCCUAUGCUGGAGACCGCGCCGGGGCGGCUGCCGCUUCUGCGUCAAGUCCAGCGUGCGAUCCACAUGCGCAACGGGCCCAUGUUCCUGCAGGCCUUCCACGACAUCAACAAGAUCCUGCGCCGGUUCAAGUACCCCGCGCUCCCGCGGACGAACUCGCUGAUGCAGAUGGUGACGAAGUGGACGGACGCGGGGCUCCCGAAGCAGGUGCUCAUGCGUGUGAUCGAGGAGAACUACCAGCGGAGCGUCGGGCCGCAUGUGCAGAAGCUGAAGCACUACGAGGCGUUCUCGAGCGCGGUGUACGGGGAACUUCUCCCGUCGCUCGUCUACGACAUCGUCGUCGCCACGGGGCUCAAAGAGAACUCGCUGUUCCUGGAUCUGGGGAGCGGGGUCGGUAAUGUCGUUGCGCAGGCGAGCUUGCAGUCCGGCUGCAGGAGCUACGGGAUCGAGCUCAAUCCCACGCCGGCGAAAGUGGCGCGGGACAUGGCGGAGCACUUUCGGGUGCGCUGUCGGAUGUGGGGCUUGAGGCUGGGCGAGAUCGAGCUCGAGGAGGGCGAUAUGCUGAAGAGUGCGCGGGUCAACGAGCUGAUCAGCCAGGCCGACGUCGUGUUGGUCGACAACAAGGUCUUUGAACAGAGCCUGAACGAGCAGCUGCGACCUAAAUUCCUAGAUCUGAAAGAGGGCGCCUAUGUCGUGUCGCUGGCGCCGUUUGUGCCUUCUGUGAACGCACGGCUCACGGAACGAAAUGCGAGUGCUUCCCGUUUGGUGGACGACAUCAGCGCGAUCUUCGACGUGACGGAGAUGGAGUACCACUCGGGGAGCGUGUCGUGGGGCAAUAGCGGAGGGACGUACUACAUCCACCGUGUCGACCGCGAGGGAUAUGCCGAGAUCCUGAAACGCUUCGAGAGCUCGCGGGGCGGGGCGCGCCCGGCGCGGCGGCGGGCCUGACGGCGCGAAUGUGUUUCUGUGUGUGUGUACAUUAUCGUGCGUGGCCGGACGAUGGGACUUGGGUGGCCCCCGUCCGGCGCUGCGGUUGUAGCAGUGGGCGGUCGAUGGUGCUCUCUCGCCCCCGCUGCGUUUGAUGGUUUCUGACUUUUGUGUGCGUUAGUAUACCUCCCUGUCCUGCGUAAUUGUUCGUGUACUUUAUUGACUUUUAUUUCUCUGGCCGCGCUCUGUCGUGUGCUUGGCGGUGGAGAAAGCCGCACGUAUCUAUUUAUGUAUCGCACAGAAAUCUGUGAUGGCCCAAGAUGCACGAGAGGCGUUUCACCGCGUCCAUGCUCGACGCACAGCCCCGCCGGCCCUGCAUGCUUAUAACAAGCGGACGGCUGAUGCUGAAGCACGAACCCCCUCAUUCAUGCUUAUGUCACCGCCCUCUGCUCUGCUCGUUGCGUUAUGCCUGAUCUCUCCCGCGCUCGCGUGGAGAGAUUGCGUCAACGGCCUGUGCGUCAGCAGCACGCCACCCCCGAUCUUCAUCGUAGUCAUCGUGAUCAUCGUCGUCCUGGCGGUGUGCUCGUUCGGGUUCGCCGCGCUGCGCUACGCGCGGCUGCGGAGAAUGCAGGGGAUCCGGCAGACACAGUCCACGUAUAUCAUCGGAGGAGCGGGGUAUCCGGCGACGACAAUAUAUACGCCGGACGUGCCGCCUCCGACGUAUUUUCACAGUCCCGGUCACGUGCACCACCAUCACCACCAUGAUCAGACGAUGCAAAUGGCUGCGAUGCAGAACAACAAUACCAUGGGUAUGAAUACGACGGCAGGUGGAUUUUCUGGGCCUUGAGUCUCGGAGGCUGUAUGUAUAGUAUACUGGACUAUUAUUUCUGCAAUGCUGUAUUUCUAUCCACUGAUUCAUGCAUCUUCG
Messenger RNA from Mycena citricolor, 2881 nucleotides. The record is from the annotation of a GenBank genome assembly. Lineage: Eukaryota; Fungi; Basidiomycota; Agaricomycetes; Agaricales; Mycenaceae.